AUUCGACGCACACCGCUUUUUUCCCGUAGGUUGCCUUGCAACGCAACGUGUCAAACUGACAAUGCGCCAAGAAACUGUUCGGCCCCAUCCACUAACGCUCCCAUAUCUUUAUUAAAUGUUAAUCUGAUCGGUUUCCCAACAAACUCAAGAAAAAAUAACCACAAUCAAUCAAUUCAUCAUCAAAUGGCAGACAUAGGGUUCCUCUUACAAAAUUCGACGAAGAAGAUCCUGUCGUUGAUGAAGACGCUUCCCGAUGGGAAUAAGAUAGCCGCGAACCUCGCAAAACCCGGUUCCUCUCAAGAAUCUUCAAGGAAGAAGCGCUUCAAUCAUCAUCCUCGACGGAUCGAGCAGCAGAAGACGGAAUCGGUCGGCGAUAUGCAUCCUCUGCUGGUGAUCAAGAAACCGCCGGAGUCUUCGGUCCUGACGGAUUCCUCCGAUGAGUAUUGUGAUGUAACUAUUAGGCAAGAGGUGGAGGAUCGCAUCGACGAUGAUUGUUUCGAUUACUCCUUUGAAGACAGCAUAAUAAGCGCGGUGCAGCAAACUCUCAACAUGCAGAGCAAUAGGAAAAUGGAGGAGAAGGAUAUAAAAAACGCUGUUAAUAGCCAAAGCGAGGCCGAGAAUAAACUAGAUACCAACAAGUCGGAGAUUUGCGCGAAGAAAGAUAGGGAACCGAAACAACCUAAGGAAGUUCUCAGGCUCUAUUUGAAUAUGAAAGUCCGGAGUAUAAUCGAGAAAAGUCUUCAAACUUUAGAGGAUGUUAGGCUAGUAUUGGAAUUCGGAAUUGACCCUCCGGACGGCGCCGAAGACUACGCGCGAAGAAAGAAACGCGCAUUGGAGUUCGCAUCCCGUUUUUCCAGAAUACACCUCUACCAAUUGAAUAGACACAUUACCGAUAUCCAAAAUAUGCUCCGGCCUCCAUCCGCAAGAACCGGUGUCCGCAACGCCAAUAACAUCGAUCUCAACCAAAAGUUCCUCACGGCGAACCAAACCAUUUUUCAAGGAUUACAAGCGUACAAGAAACAUCUUCCCAAUACCAUCGUUGUCGGAGUUCCCGAUAAACUCAGAGACCUUCUAAAAAGCACAGGAGUUCUCUGUGAUAUCUUUAGAAAUCAUGCUGCUGAAGGCGAUGAUAUUAUUGAUGUGCUUGAAGUCAGGUGUAAUUUACUAUUGGAAAGGCUCCAAGAGAAUUUGCAAGGAUCGGUGGGUUUACCUGUUGGCUCGAACGUUUCACUUUCCGGUAAAAGGAUGCCCAAAGUCCGGUCGAAGCACAGUAAAUUAUCCAUGUACCAAUCCGCGCCUCAGAAGGACUUGUAUUGGAGGAAGGCAAUCGCGACUCUUGCUAGAAAAAAGUUUAACGUGCAAUCGCGUUACAAGACUGCUACUUACAAGCAUCGACCGCAACCCGUGGAGAAGAAGUGUCCGACGCCUGUUCUUUCUGGACAACAAACAGCUCUACAAAAAACGUUGCUAAAGACGAACACUCCUGCCUCGAAAUGCAGAUCCGCAAAGCAGAAUGUGAACGAUAUCGAUAACGUCGAGACUAUAGUUCAGAUGCAGGAUGCAAAUGUUAAAGAUACCAAAGAGAACUCGGCGAUGUGGAAGCUCGCGCAAGGAUUCUUUAAGAAAAUUGCUAAAGAUAAUCAGCCUAUGUCGCAAGGCGAGUACGAGUGCAUUCUGGAGCAUUUCAUCAACAUGGUUAAGACGGAGGAAGGGGAGCAGCAUCAUGAAAAUAUAGAGGAAAGGGCCAAAGGGAUAUUAGAAACGCGCCUGGGAAAGUCCAUAGAGAAUAUGGAGUUUAAGGAGUUCGUCGAUAAAUUAAUAGAGUGCGCCAAUUCGGAAAUCCAAUCGGCCUUCCUGACCGACAACACUACGACUCACAAGAAGGAAGAAUUAACCGCACCGUUGAGCGCCAAGUCUUCGUCAACUGCGAGCAAGGAUAAGCGGAAAACGCUGUCGGUCAGUGGUUCGAAAAACGCUCAAUUGAUCUGCAUUAAGGAUGAUAACUCGACGGUGGAGGUGUCGGAGGAUGAAGUGAACGUGGUGAAGAGCGCCUCAAAAGGUUGCUCGUUGAAUGAUAGCAGUAAUGAGUUGCUUUACAAGGAACGUCCUGAAGACUUCACCAAGAAGUCGAGAUCGCAGGGCUUGAACAGGAUAUCGAAGUCUAAGAUGAAUCUAAGGCAACUGGUCAUGCUUCCAAAGGACACCGUCGUCAAUAUCAUUGAGUACAAAUUGGAUUUCCACAAAGAAACGAAAGGCAACUACAUGUAUAGAAAAUCCGGAAAUAUGUCACCCUGGAUCCUGAUGGAAAGGAUUGCUGAUAUGUUAAUGGAAGAGUCGCUGUAUUCCAUAGCGAGGGAUAUACAGGUGGACGAAAUCCUUCAGAAGGUUUACGCGCAGGAGUUUAAGUAA
This is a messenger RNA of Nicrophorus vespilloides, 2409 nucleotides long. RefSeq lists its product as uncharacterized. The transcript has 9 exons. The record is from RefSeq and is a predicted model, not a curated record. Lineage: Eukaryota; Metazoa; Arthropoda; Insecta; Coleoptera; Silphidae. The coding region runs from base 184 to 2409 and encodes 741 amino acids.